AUGAAUCCAGCCAAGAUGGGAUCAGAGUAUGUAGCAACGUCUAUGGAAAUGUCCCCUAUCAACGACCAUAUGAAGAUCGAUGAAGGCCCCUUUCAGAUGUUGCCACAUGUCGAUACGACUUCCAAAAGAGAGUCUCCUUUGGGCUUCAUGGCAGACUGUCCUUCACUCGCGUCCAGCUUUUUCUCGUCCGAGUCAUCCAUUGCCGGAUCUCAAGGUCAACGACGUUCAUCGUUAGGUUCUUGCAGCAGUUCGACCUCGCCGGGCAUAUUCUUCACCCCUCCCACGAGAAAUGAGACUCCUAUAACACCCAUCAUGGCAGACUCCGGAAUGAUGACUUACCAUAAAUACAUGAAGCCAUCACCAUACCUCGAAAGCUGUCAAAACAUGUUUCACUUUCAAGAAGAUGAUCAAUAUCCUCAAGAGUAUAUGUGGAUGAGUGGUGCCGGGUCGUCUCCCUGUCUGCCAUAUGUGUCCGGCGUGUCAGACAUGAUGUUGGCUGGACCUGGUCAAUCCCUAUACGAUUCCGCGGGUCAAAUUAUCAGCAACGUUGUUUCGAACCCAUCCUUGACCAAGCCGAUGUUUGACGGUCCUUGCACAAUCUCAAGAGGCCAUGGAGCAGACAAUGACAUGCUGCGAUGGACUGUGAGUCAUACAGCGCCACCCACAGAGACCAUCGAGCCGAGUGUGGCCUUCCAGCACAUGUUGCCCAGCUCCCCGUGCUACAAGCUGGAACCCUCGACCCCAGUGAAAGCACAUGUUCCUUCAUCGGCCAUACUGAGCAGCAGCCCGUUGUCGAUGGUCUCGCCAUCGAUUGUUCCAUCACAGCAUGACAUCGACAUAUGUGCAUAUAGUGAUGUGGAACAGGCUCUGAGAUUCUGUGAGACCAAGAAGCGGCGGACACGUCAUGACCGGCUUGAACGCCGUGAUUAUGAACGUAGACGUCCCCUCGGUGUCUCUAAAUCCAGGUCUAAAUCCACCACAAGCAAGUCAGGCAUGCAUUGUGAUCCGAUCAUUGGCCAGAACCAGUAUGCUUGCGGUUAUCCUGGUUGCGAGAAGAAAUUCAAACGUCAAGAGCACAAGAAGCGACAUGAAAAGAGCGUUCAUGAAAAGCAUGACCAUCCAAUGUACAAGUGUUGGGUGCCUGAAUGUAACACGCUCUUUUCGAGGUCCGACAACCUCAAGAGCCACAUCAGAAACACACAUUCGAAAAAGCCUGGCGUUCGAGGGAAUCGAUAUGUGGCCACUUUAGACAAAAGCAGUGAAUAUUAUGACCCGGACUGGGUCGGCGAGCUUGAUAAGAAUGGGUUCCCGAUCCUGUAG
Molecule: messenger RNA, 1320 nt
Organism: Exophiala viscosa
Lineage: Eukaryota; Fungi; Ascomycota; Eurotiomycetes; Chaetothyriales; Herpotrichiellaceae
Product: zinc finger protein BrlA
Exons: 2
Coding region: 1-1320 (439 amino acids)
Biological process (GO): regulation of transcription by RNA polymerase II
Cellular component (GO): nucleus
Source: RefSeq, a predicted model, not a curated record